Molecule: messenger RNA, 2150 nt
Organism: Mercurialis annua (annual mercury)
Lineage: Eukaryota; Viridiplantae; Streptophyta; Magnoliopsida; Malpighiales; Euphorbiaceae
Product: protein GAMETE EXPRESSED 3
Exons: 9
Coding region: 129-2150 (673 amino acids)
Biological process (GO): pollen tube guidance; embryo development ending in seed dormancy
Cellular component (GO): plasma membrane
Molecular function (GO): protein binding
Source: RefSeq, a predicted model, not a curated record
AGUUCAGACACUACAUGAUAUGUUUCCGAAUUGAUCAAUAUGUGUUCCCGCCAUAAGCAGUUACUUUUCUGAAAAUACAAAUUGCAAAAUAGCAAUUUUUUUUCAUUUCAUGAAUUUUAUCCCUAAAAAUGUCAAUUUUAUUCUUUCUGAUUAUCAUCUCUUUAGGUCAAUUAGGAUCAACAGAAACCACUGCAAGACUUUCCAAAUUCCUAAUCGGAGACGAUGAUAGCAGAAUUUACGCAUGUUCUGACAGGGUUUUUUAUGCAUUCGAAAGUAAUGGGUCCAUUGCUUGGUCUUUACAUUUGCCUUAUUCUUGCAAUUCUACCAUGCCUCCAGUUCACGGCGGUAGAGGAAAAAUUUUUUUGAUUGCUGAGAACAGAGUGAUGAACAUAAAUUUCUUAAAUUUGGGAACUUCUCCACCUACAGCAGAUGUUUUCUUGGGGCCUGAAAAGGGGCAGGAAGAUUCAAGUGAUAUCAUAGGACUAGCAGUGAGUACUUUGAGUUCGUCUGUUUUCAUCAAUGUUAAGAAUAAAGGGUUGUUUGCUUAUAUGAUGCGUGGUCAACUAUUAUGGAGUGCUGGACCUGUGCUUUCUCAAUUCGGAUACCGUCUAGGUUGCAGAAAAGGAGUUGAAGGUUGCUUUUUUACUUCAGUUCCCAUGAUUGAUCGAUGCGAGGCUAGUUUAUACAUAUCGAAUACUGCUGGAGAGCUUUAUUCUUUGUCGCUCCGUAGUCCUCAUUAUAAUUGGGUUCAGGAUUUAAGCUCAUAUGGCAAGGAUUUUACUGUCACACCAGGAAACAAUGGCCUUUUGUAUGUUAUUAUACCAACCAAGGCGAUUGUAUUAGCACUUGGCGUUUCCAUGGGUAAUGUUUUAUGGCAGAGAAGUGUUGGGCCAUUGAGAAUAGCUGACUGCACACCAGUUGUAGAUUCUAAUGGCUGGAUAUCGAUAGGUUCGUUGGAUGGUUUUCUGUACUCAAUAUCACCAAGUGGAGAUGUAAAUAAAUUCACAAAAGUAUCUGAAGUGAACUCUGUUAUCCAAGUUAGCCCAUUUCUUGAUUGCUCUGGCUAUGCAGUUUAUAUCUCUCAAGCAGAAAUGGAAGGGAAAAAUAGCCAAUUACUUGGUGAUUACAAUUAUGUCUCAGCGUUGAGGCCUACAGGUGUAGUUUUCACCUUGUUGGCUCCAACAACCGGUGCUGUCUACUGGUCUGAAAGCUAUCCUGGUCAGUUUUUAUCUAUAUUGUCUCAAAGUGAUCUGCAACAUUUCGCUGUGGAUGAGGGGAUCCUUCUUGCUUUUAUUACUGCUUCAAGGAUAGGCAACCAGCUGAUGUGUCGUAGCAAAAAUGAGCAGCUUGUAUCUACUUGCUCACAAGCAAGGCCUAAGCCUCUCAAAAUUUACACAGGAAAUUCAGGUAAUGAGAAGAAAAUAAUGCUGUUCCUGUUAGUUGAAUCCAUUGUCUUGGUAGUUUUGGCUGGACUAGUUCGAUUUUGCUGCAUCUUUUGGAGUAAAAAGAAGCUUCAAGGUCAAGACUUGGGAAAUUUUCUUGCAAAAAGAAGAUCUUUACAACAGAAGAAGAAAGAAUAUGAUCGCACGAUUACAGAACUGGAAGAAAAAGCUGCAGAAGCAGCAGGAGGACAUGAAAUUUUCGAUGAUUUGGGAGACUUAGUACGAGAAAGACAAGGCAUUGAACGAAAGCUCUCAACAACAUACAGUUUAGGCAGAGAUGGAACUAACAGCCAGAAAACAAACUCAAUCCUUCCAGUAUAUGACGGAAAAUCAAGAAGCUAUUCAUUUCAAAGUGCAAAGAAAGAAAAUGUUACUAUUUUUCGCACGUUAAGUGAUUCAUCUUCGGAGCAAAAAAGUAGUAGUGGUAAUGAUACAGAUUCUAGCAGUUGGGAAGAAGAGGAAGCAGAAGAAAGGCAAUCAAUUGAUAAAGCAAAAGGAAAAGCUCCCAUUGAAGAAGCAGAAAGUUCAAGUAAUGAAGAUGAUGAUGAUGAUGCAGAUGCUGAUGAUGUUGUGGAUUUAAAAAGUUCAUCGGAUUAUGUUUCGAGCUCGAAUAUUUCUGUUCAUCCAAUGUCGGUAGAAUCUAUACAAAGAAGAGGUAGAAGAAGUUCAUGGUUGAAAAGGAGAAGGUCUAUGUCUUCAACUAACUAA